AUGACAGGCCAAGUGGGAAAUUUGAAAUGGUCAAGAAUAGAGAAACGUAAUGCUUCUCCAUCUGGGCUCAUAGAUGAUUAUUGUAGGAGAAGGGGAAUUAAAGGUCUGAAGGUUUUUUACAAUGGAAAGCGCAUUACCAGAAAACAUAGUGUAGCUAAGCGUGGAGAUCAAAAAGUCUCCAAGAUUUCCAUAUCAAUUGUCUGUGUUGUAUGGCUAGCUGCUGGAGUCUGUUUCUUUAUAGCUUUGCCUUGGCCACUCGUGGCUGUGGCUAAUCUCUAUCUUCAAGCAAUGAAGGAGCAUGAGAAGAUAAGUAAGGAGGCAGAGAAGAUCGUAAAUCUAUCAAAGGAAGAAGAGAAAGGUUAA
Messenger RNA from Dovyalis caffra, 363 nucleotides. The record is from the annotation of a GenBank genome assembly. NCBI's taxonomy places the organism in Eukaryota, Viridiplantae, Streptophyta, Magnoliopsida, Malpighiales, Salicaceae.